Elaeis guineensis (African oil palm) is the source of this 1370-nucleotide messenger RNA. RefSeq lists its product as uncharacterized. NCBI's taxonomy places the organism in Eukaryota, Viridiplantae, Streptophyta, Magnoliopsida, Arecales, Arecaceae. The record is from RefSeq and is a predicted model, not a curated record. Gene Ontology annotation, molecular function: hydrolase activity.
GUGUCAGCGCUGACGGAAUCUCAAAAAGCCCGUUAGUUCGUCCUUAAACAUUUAGAAGGCGGACGACCAGCCGUCUCUCCGAGUAGAUAGAGUGGGCGGGAGUACCUCGUUGAUGAUAGGCGCAUGGGCGGUGAGGAUACACGAUCCUACGCCUUCCCGUAUUCUCUUCCUCGCCGCCUCCUACUCUUCCAUCGCUUCCUCGACGCCCAACCGCCUCGCCAUGUCGCGCUCCGUUAGGAUCGCAGUCGUCGGAGACGUGCAUGAUGACUGGGACUUGGAAGAAGAUUCUAAAGCCCUUCAAAUGCUGCAGCCUGAUCUGGUACUGUUUACAGGUGAUUUUGGUAAUGAGAAUGUUGAACUUGUUAGAAGCAUUUCACAUCUUGAAUUCACAAAAGCAGCAAUUUUGGGGAACCAUGAUUGUUGGAAUACGCCACAGUUCUCAGAGAAGAAGGUAGAUCGUGUCCAACUUCAGCUGGAAUGUCUUGGUGAACUGCAUGUUGGCUAUCAGCGUUUGGAUUUCCCAAUGUUAAGACUCUCUGUUGUUGGUGGUCGACCAUUUUCUUGUGGGGGAGACAGAUUAUUUCGGCGAAGGCUUCUUUCUUCCAGGUAUGGAAUCAAUGAUAUGGAAGGAAGUGCCAAGAAAAUCUAUGAAGCUGCUUUAGGGACACCAGAGGGACAUUCUAUUAUAUUUCUUGCACAUAAUGGCCCUACAGGCUUAGGAUCAAAGGUCAGUGACAUUUGUGGAAGAGAUUGGGUAUUUGGAGGUGGUGACCAUGGAGACCCAGAUCUUGCUCAAGCCAUAUCUGAUUUGCAAAAGAACACCAAAAUUCCCAUUCCUAUAGUAGUGUUUGGUCAUAUGCAUAAAGAACUAGCAUAUGGGAAUGGCCUUCGAAAGAUGAUAGCAGUCAGCCCUGACAACACCAUCUAUCUGAAUGGAGCUAUUGUGCCAAGGGUGAAAAUGGUACAAGGAGCAAGCUCUCAAGGCACUGAAGAGGACAAAAAUCAACUAAAAGCGUCAGAUAUGAACGGUGGGACCUUGCGUGCAUUUACAUUAUUCGAGAUUACGGAGGGUAUGGUGGAAAAGAUCUCAGAGAUCUGGCUUUUGGUUGCUGGCAGUAAAACUGAAGUAGCAGAGGAGAAUAUACUAUUUCGGAACACAUAAGCAGGUUUCUUUGAGUAGUGUUUCCAUUCUGAGGUUGCUGUGAAGUACAAAUUUUAUUGGUAGAGAUUGUUGUAUAAGGAUGAUGAAUGUCUAAAUAUCCAAAAAAAAAAAAAGGUUACUGAAUCUAUGGACAAAUAGAGGCAAUAUUAAGUUAAACGUCAUGUUCUAUUAUGCUAAAAGCAAUUGUUUCAGUGUUCUUUUAUCGCUA